CAGUCGCUGAAGGCAGGCAGCUCAUUGACAGAAAUGAUGUGGAUCUUGUGCUUUCUCUGUUCCCUGGCAGUGUGGCUGGGCUAUGGACAGUGUCAGACUCUGACUCAGCCUGCACAACUGACUGUGAAACCGGGGAACACGGCCACACUGGACUGUAACAUUGGAACGGAUGAUAGCUAUACCGUGUACUGGUACAAGCAGACACCAGGAUCAGCUCCUCAGUGGAUCCUCUAUUACCAUUACUCGCUCAGUGCGCCUACCUAUGGGUCUGGGUUUAGCAGCGACCGUUUCACAUCGACAGUCAACAACGGUCACAACAUUUACCAGUUAAUCAUCAAAAACGUGGAGGUGAAUGAUGCCGCCGUGUAUUACUGUUACAAGUGGGUUAGCUCGGCCAGUGCUUAUAACAUCAGUGUGUGUGUGUUUGGGCAAGGGACCAAGCUCUUUGUUGCAGCUCAGCAACUCCCUGACCCUUCAGUAAAACUGCUUGGGCCUUCAGAUGAGGAGAUGUCCAGGAAAGGAGCCGGCACGUUAGUUUGUCUGGUCAGUAAACUGUCCAUGGGCUUUGCUGCGGUCAGCUGGACAGUGGAUGGGAGUCCGACGAGCAGUGAGGUCCAAACCAGCGUGGUGUCCCGUGACCCGGACAACAGCUUCAGUCUCAGCAGCUACCUGACCGUCCCUGGCGGUGAUUGGAGCAGUGGGAAGGUGUACUCCUGCACAGUGCAACAAGGAACAGCUUCAGAAACAACCGCAACAGUCUCACAAUCCGGCUGUUAAAUAUUUGGAAGUUUCACAUGUGUUUGCUGUCUAAUUUAGGCAGAAAAUGUCACUGAUCUUCCACCCCUUCACCAUUACCCACCCUCUUCCUCUGGAGUCUGCUGCAUUUUGUGUUCCUGUUUUGCUCUGUGUUUGUGCUGUAUUAUGAUUGAAGUGUUUGUACCUGAGGCAGGUUCUGUUCAGUUUCUCAUUUCAAGUUUGUGACCAGUGACUUGGCUCCAGUCAGGAAUUUCAGUUCAUGUGGGUGCUGUGCUCAACACCCUGUGCUGGAUUUCAUGUGAGUUCAUGAUCAGCCAACAGCAUCAGGCGAGUAAGAAUUGUUGCUGAGUGUAAUGUUCAAUAAAAAGAAUCU
Messenger RNA from Hemiscyllium ocellatum (epaulette shark), 1129 nucleotides. RefSeq names its product immunoglobulin lambda-1 light chain-like. Bases 34 to 777 code for a protein of 247 amino acids. The record is from RefSeq and is a predicted model, not a curated record. The transcript has 4 exons. Lineage: Eukaryota; Metazoa; Chordata; Chondrichthyes; Orectolobiformes; Hemiscylliidae.